CGCCAGCUCAGCCGGGGAGUUCCACGUCGCAGUCUUGGCGCCUGCGCCCUUAGAAGGAAAAGAGAGGCUGAAAAUGGCGGAAGCCGAUGAACUGACGGUCGGCGAGACUGCGACCAAAUCCGGGUUCCUUGGUCUUUCCGAUGUAUCCAUCUCAGAAGAUAUCCCUGUGGAGGGAGAGAUCACCGUGCCAAUGGCAUCUCACUCCCAGGAUGAAGACUAUUCUACUUUAGAUGAACCUGUUAGAGAAACCAUUAUUCGAGACCUGAAGGCUGUUGGGAAAAAAUUUGUUCAUGUCAUGUACCCUAAAAAAAGCAAUGCACUCUUGAGAGAUUGGGAUCUCUGGGGUCCUUUAGUCCUUUGUGUUUCACUUGCACUGAUGCUACAGGGAGGCUCUGCAGAUAGUAAAGAAGAUGGUGGACCCCAGUUUGCCGAAGUUUUUGUCAUCAUCUGGUUUGGUGCGGUUGUCAUAACACUAAAUUCAAAACUUCUUGGGGGGACCAUAUCGUUCUUUCAGAGUCUCUGUGUCUUGGGUUACUGUGUCUUGCCCUUAACAGUGGCUAUGCUGGUGUGCCGACUGGUACUUCUGGCUAGUAUGGGGCCUAUCAACUUCCUUAUCCGGCUUAUCGUGGUGAUUGCGAUGUUUGCCUGGUCUACCUUAGCAUCCACAGCAUUCCUGGCUGAUAGCCAGCCUCCAAAUCGAAAAGCCCUUGCUGUGUACCCCAUCUUCCUCUUCUACUUUGUUAUCAGCUGGAUGAUUCUCACCUUUACACCUCAUUAAACCAGGACGCAAGAGAAGCCAAAGAGCCCCAGCAGAACAGAAGACUCCACCUCCGCUUUAGGCCUUUGCCUCCGGUCUCUCCUUUCUUGACUAUCCAAGGGAGCCUGGAUGUGGUGAAGGGGGUGGAGGUGGCGGUAGGGGUUGAGGGGCAAGAGAAAGCCAAGGUUGUGCAGCAACACCAGCACUUUGGUAAAAAGCAAUUGCUUGGCAGGGUUUGUACUUUGAUCUUUCUUAAUAUGAUUGUUUCUUUAAAAUACACAUACAGCCAAAGUACUACCCUGUUCAAGGAUUAUGGUUCACUGUGUCAUGUGUGCAUGUGUGUGUAUGAGGGGUGGCUACAGGAAUGACACGAUGAUCGAUCGCUCAUCGAGAUGGCCACCGAAGUCAAGUUCAUACAACACCAAUUCACGUACAGCUUUCUCUUUCAAACAUACUGCCUUAUCACCUUUGGGGUAUUUCUGUCUUUUGGCAAGGGAGGGUUAUCGCUCUGUCUUUUUGUCGUCUUCCGUUCCUUUUCCCUUUCCCCUUUUUGGAUAUCUGGAGGAGUAAGGGGACAUUCCUAGAACAUGUGGAAAAGGAAAACGCUUGAAUUGAAAUUCAAGUUGUACUCUAUAAAGAUAUUGGACAGGCCGCUUUCCUUUGAAAAGCACAUGUGGAGAACCCUGUCUUUUUUGGACCAUAAACCUCUGACUGUCUCUGUGCAUAUGCAUAUUUCAGUCAUGCCAUGUGUUCUAACAAAAGCAUGCCAGCCUCUUGGUAACCCUCCAGCUCCUUAUCUCCCUCUUUAUCCCUGAAUGUGCAUGCUAGGCUAUUAGGAGCCAGCAUGGAAUUUUCCUUGGGCUAAAGCAAUCAGUGUUGAAACCCUUGAACUUCCCCUAGUAGAAGACUUUGGAAAAUGUAGGUAGGCAGGUCACUAAUGCACAUUUGUAUCACUGUGUAAUAAGCACACUCUUUUAACUGCAAAGGGGGACGUUUGGAAUAUAGCAUAACUAUAAGAAAUCCCUUCCUCCUCAAUGGAACUUAUCCCGGUGGGAGGUCUGGAAGGUGUAGACAAAAACCAGGUGUAGGCAAAAACUAGGAGCUUUAAAAACUAGGAUGUAGCUUUAAAAUCCACGAAGGCAUUUCAUGUCUUCAUGGCUGCCCGACUAGAGAAUUCAAGCAGGAGCACAUUUUUCACUGGACCCCUUCCUGGUGGGGAACAGCUUUCCUUUAGCUGUAGACUUACUUUCUAGGUAAAGAGGACCUUAUUUAGCUGUAUACUCUUUGUCCAGCUUUACUUACGCUCUCGGAUAUUUAUCCUAGAGAGAUGGCAAGGCUUUGCAAAAGCAUUUGGGGGCGAGGCUGG
This is a messenger RNA of Sarcophilus harrisii (Tasmanian devil), 2123 nucleotides long. It is a transcript of the gene YIPF6, whose product is annotated as Yip1 domain family member 6. Bases 74 to 778 code for a protein of 234 amino acids. The transcript has 7 exons. The record is from RefSeq and is a predicted model, not a curated record. Gene Ontology annotation, biological process: endoplasmic reticulum to Golgi vesicle-mediated transport. Gene Ontology annotation, cellular component: trans-Golgi network; membrane. NCBI's taxonomy places the organism in Eukaryota, Metazoa, Chordata, Mammalia, Dasyuromorphia, Dasyuridae.